UGUAAAGUUUGUUGUGGCGGGUUAUAUUUUUAAUCGGCGUAAUAUUUAUCGUUUUAAAGUUUAUUAGGUACAUACUAUCCCGUAAACAUGGAUAAAAAUAAAGAAAAAGAGGAACAGAGUAUCAUGGAUAAAUCCAUGAGAUCUGUCUUUGUGGGUAAUAUUCCUUACGAAGCUACGGAGGAAAAGCUUAAAGAUAUAUUCAGCGAAGUGGGGCCGGUAUUGUCUUUUAAACUAGUGUUUGAUAGAGAGACUGGAAAACCUAAAGGUUAUGGCUUUUGCGAAUAUAAGGAUCAGGAAACAGCGCUUAGUGCUAUGAGAAACUUAAAUGGUUAUGAAAUCGGUGGUAGAUCACUCAGAGUUGAUAAUGCUUGUACGGAAAAGUCAAGAAUGGAAAUGCAAGCCUUGAUGCAGGGUCCACAGGUAGAAAAUCCAUAUGGAGAUGCAAUUGAACCGGAAAAAGCUCCAGAAGCUAUCAGCAAAGCAGUAGCUACACUACCUCCGGAGCAAAUGUUUGAACUUAUGAAACAAAUGAAGCUUUGUGUUCAAAACAAUCCGGCCGAAGCUAGAAACAUGUUGCUUCAAAAUCCUCAGCUAGCAUAUGCUCUACUCCAGGCACAAGUCAUAAUGAGAAUUGUUGAUCCAGUUACUGCUGUUAGUAUGCUUCAUCCCAGUAAUCCUGUGCCUCCAGUGUUACAGCCUGACAAGCCUCCGAUGCCUAACAACUACAUACCUUCAAAUCAGCAACAAGUGCCACCGCAAAUGAUGAAUAAUCCUGUCCCUGCUCCUAAUCAAUACAAUCCCCGCAGCAUGUCUAACAUGGGUAUGGACGUGGACCUGCGCGCGCACCCGCCGCACCCGCCGCACCCCGUGCCCCCGCCCAUCAACCAAGACAAUAUGUUCCCGCGCGACCCGCGCCUCGCCAACGCACAGGGAUUCAAUGCGGACCCCCGCGUGCGACCCAACGAUCCUCGCACACAAAAAAUGCCACAACAACUUCCCCCCGGCAUGCCGAGUGUAGCUCAGGCCAGGACAAUACAGGGAAUACCUUCCGGUGCUUCGGAUCAAGAAAAGGCGGCGUUAAUAAUGCAAGUCCUUCAGCUAUCGGACGAACAGAUCGCGCUCCUGCCGCCCGAGCAGCGCGCCAGCAUACUCAUGCUCAAGGAACAGAUAGCCAAGAGCACACAGCAACGAUAAUAUACCUUUUACAUAAAUAUAUUAUCAUAUUUUCUCAAUAAAUACUAUUGAAUAAACAAAA
This is a messenger RNA of Papilio polytes (common Mormon), 1255 nucleotides long. RefSeq names its product cleavage stimulation factor subunit 2 tau variant (gene CstF64). Gene Ontology annotation, molecular function: mRNA binding. The coding region runs from base 88 to 1194 and encodes 368 amino acids. Gene Ontology annotation, biological process: mRNA 3'-end processing. The transcript has 11 exons. Gene Ontology annotation, cellular component: mRNA cleavage and polyadenylation specificity factor complex. Lineage: Eukaryota; Metazoa; Arthropoda; Insecta; Lepidoptera; Papilionidae. The record is from RefSeq and is a predicted model, not a curated record.